UAUGAGACGGAGGGAGUAUAUUAGAUCCCUAGAGUACAAUUCAAAAACAAGGUAAAAACUAAAUAAAAAUGAGCUUAACAUGGAAGUUCCUAUAAGUGGGGUGUACUGAAAAUGAUUUCCCACCAAAAUUACUAUACAACAAAACAUUACCAUAACUUGGAUUUGCUGUAUGGACCCUGACGUGUAUAAAUAACGGACCAAUCAUUUAAUGUACUCAUCAUGUGCACAAAGACCAAGAAAAAACAGUGGAAUUACAUUUUUUUUUCCUUUUCUUUUCCUUUUUUGGACCAAAUAAGCUGAUAAAAAGUAUAAAAUGGCUUAUCUUUAUCAAACACUAAAGAGAGGGGCCACACCUAUGACAAUUCACCACCAUAAGUCCAUAACUAAGCAGCUUGGUAACUGGUACGAAAGAGGUGGGAGUAUCAAAAUUUAGCAGACCAAAAAAUGAUGAUUCCACCAAAAGAAUAUGGAUCUCAUGUCAACAGAAUAAAUCUGGGGUUUUGAGAAGGGAAAAAAUAGAGCUACCCUUCAGUACAUCGGAACUGCAAGAAGAUUAAACAUAUACGUCAACUCCAAAACUACAGGAAAUAAUUGGAGAACUAACAAGUCUGUCUGGAGGAGGCAAGCUAUAACACCGACAAACAACUUCCGUCGGGUUCUACAUGUCUUCUUCAUCGUAUCUUCUAGAUAUUACUCCCUUCGUUCUAUAAUAAAAUUUCUAAUUUACUUUAGCAAUGUCCAACAUAGAGCUCUUACUGUUGUAAUUCUGAUAAUUUUUUUUAUUUAUCUCUUUAUUAAAGUGUUUUUCUAAACAAAAACAAUAAUGUUUAUACUUUUCAAACAUUAAUUAAUAAAAAAUCAUUGAUCAGAGAAAGUCAAACAAGAAUUUGAUAGAGAAUGGAAAGAUAAUUUGGCAGAAAAGGAGAUGCAAAACUCAAGCAGUUUCUCCUCAACAAACUCCAAAGGCAUUGCUGCCAUUGUUGGAGUAGGACCGAAACUUGGAAGAUCCAUUGCCCGAAAGUUUGCUCAUGAAGGCUACACAGUUGCUAUCCUCUCCAGGGAUUUAGGGAGGCUAUCAAGAAUUGCAGAAGAGAUAGCAAGGGAAGAGAAAGCUCAAGUCUUUGCAAUAAGAAUUGACUGCUCGGAUACGAGAAGCAUUAGUGAAGCUUUUGAAGGGGUUCUCUCUCUUGGAUAUGUUGAAGUGUUGGUCUACAAUGCUGCAUACCAACCCCUUCCUUUGCAUCCAGCCAAUUUCACUGGAAUUCCAGUCAAUUCUUUUGAAAAAUCACUCGCAGUUUCAUCUGUUGGUGACUUCCAUUGUGCUCAGCAGAUUCUUCCGGGUAUGGUGGAGAGAGGAAGAGGGACAAUACUCUUCACCGGAUGUUCAGCUUCUCUCAAUGGCAUGUCUGGCUUCUCAGAAUUAUGUUGUGGGAAGUUUGCGCUAAGAGGAUUAUCACAAUGUCUGGCAAGGGAAUUUCAGUCAUUGGGAAUUCAUGUUGCUCAUGUUAUUAUUGAUGGCUUGGUCGGAGCACCAAGGGUACCAAGUAUAUUGCAGAGAACAAAUGUAGGGGAGCAACAAAGUGGAGUAGGAGUGGCAGCAGACGGCUUGAUGGACCCCGAUGCUCUAGCUCAAACCUAUUGGCACUUACAUCUACAAGAUCGUUCAGCUUGGACACAAGAGAUUGACCUUCGUCCCUCCACUACAUUUAGGUUCUUCUAGCACCAAACCAGUCCUCGCACCAUUCAUGCAACUAGUAUGUUUUACCCAAUUUUUAUGUCCAUACAAUGUUUACUUUUUCGACAAGGGAUAGACGGAGUGGUAGAUCCAGAAAAAGGGGAUGCUAGGACUUUUUUGUCAUCAAUAGUCAGUCAUCUGGCAACCAUUAAGGUUCAAAUCAUAGUUUGGCAUUGUGUUAAUUUGAAGAAGCUAAACAAAAAAGGAGUGAUAUCUAAAAUCUGCAUAAUGCCAAAUCUUGAGUUGAAACCAUGAUGACAAACGUGGAUGGAUAAGAAAUGCUUUGAUUAGUAUUUUUAUGUUUAAAUUGUGUGUAUAUGUUUUAGCUGUCUUCUUUGGUGGAAGAUUUUGUAUGCAUGUCCAAUAUGCACAAUUAAUUAUAGUUUCUAAAUGUUGAUAUGUGAACAUUUUUCUUGAUUAUAUAUCCAA
Molecule: messenger RNA, 2164 nt
Organism: Chenopodium quinoa (quinoa)
Lineage: Eukaryota; Viridiplantae; Streptophyta; Magnoliopsida; Caryophyllales; Amaranthaceae
Product: 3-oxoacyl-[acyl-carrier-protein] reductase FabG-like
Exons: 6
Coding region: 926-1720 (264 amino acids)
Source: RefSeq, a predicted model, not a curated record